Messenger RNA from Ostertagia ostertagi, 1521 nucleotides. The record is from the annotation of a GenBank genome assembly. Lineage: Eukaryota; Metazoa; Nematoda; Chromadorea; Rhabditida; Trichostrongylidae.
AUGGCUCAAGGUGUUACGAAGAAUGACCUGGCAUCCUACUUUGGAACAAAAGCACGGAACUCUGAAGAGGCUUCAUCGAGGAGAGCUUUAUCUGAUCAAAAUUCCAGAGAUAUGCUGAGGGAUCACUACGCAAAAACAAAUCAAUCCUUAGUGUUGAAAAUUCACAAUCUUGAGAUUGAGCUUGCUAAAAGUCGUAAACUCAUUGAAGAAUUGAGAAAUGAAAAUGCUAUGCUGAAAAAGCGUAUGACAGAAUGUGGUGAGGUGAAUAGCCCUGAAAGGAUCGAGGCGUUGCUAGAAGAACGCAUAAAAAGAAAAAUGGACAGGUUAGGUUAUAUCAGCAGAAGAACGAUCGCGUUUUUACAUAAAAGCGCUUCGACAUUGAAGGACGCUUUCGAAGAUUUCGGCAUAGAACUCAUGUCAGAGGCGACUCAGAUGUUGGAGGAUGAUGAUGACCAGCGAAAGAGAUUAACUGAUAAUGGCAAACCACGCCUCGACUCUAUUUCUGAAUCACCACCUCUUGUUACGAAGUCGCAAGCGAUCAGCGAACAAAUCGGAACGCGUGAGAGCAGCAUGGCUUUAGGAGAUGGUGAAACCCCAACAGGCGCGCAGUUAGUUAGACGGCCUCGUCGUAGCGAACUGUUUGGACGAAGUCGCGACGUCUGUGUAACAGAAUUCGCAGAAAACUUUUCACAAGUACGGGCUGAGACACCCCCUUGCUUGGAAGAGAAGGCUGAAGCGCUAGCGACGCCUCCUGCCAACUCUAAACGGCCAAUCCUAGACACGCCGGCUGUACCGUGGAUGGAAACCAAUACGGUCCGACGAAAACGGACGGCAACACUUAAAAUAAAAACGUUAGUUGAGCCGAAGUUGAACAGCAAGUUACUAGUUUAUAUCAAAUUGACCUGGCUGUGGGUGUGGCCCAUUAUGGGCAACUGCUUCAGUCUAAAGCACAAGAAGAAGGAACUUGAUCAAGAUCACCCAACAGUCAGCAGAUGGUUAGCUAGUUGUGAUUUUUCGUCAGUGCCGGAUAUCGAUGAUUUUUCCUCUGAAACCGUUGAAGAGCGCUCUCCGGACUGUGUCAUAUAUGAUAGCGUACUAGGAGGCGAUCAUUUGGAAGGCGAUUUCGAUGGCUACAUUACUGCUGUGGAGAAUCUUGAGAGUGAGGAAGGCGAUGGGAGUGGUGAUACAGUUGAAGAGCUUGCGCACUCAUCCUGUGACGACAACCAGCAAACGCCUGACCUUUACAUGCACCUUGAUGAAGAAAGUGUUUAUGAAACAUCCGACGAGCAGGGACCAUACGAAUUAGAAAAGCCUUCGGAAACCACUCAAAAUCAGCAAAUCACGCAAGAAGACGAUGUUGAUUUGGAGGAAGAGGAUGAUGUUGUCGACGAACUAGCUGAGAAUCUCGUUUCUCCUCGUACCGAUCUCGAAUCGUUGGUCGAUCGUAAGGGUAGAGUUCGUCGAUCAGAACGGGUACAGCUGUACUUGGACGAGAAACGCCAGUUAGCACAGCGGUUGUGA